Messenger RNA from Prorocentrum cordatum, 408 nucleotides. NCBI's taxonomy places the organism in Eukaryota, Dinophyceae, Prorocentrales, Prorocentraceae. The record is from the annotation of a GenBank genome assembly.
GAGUUGUCGGGCAGCGGGCAGCCGAGAAGGCCGCCUCCGGCCGCCGCGGACGAAGCAUAUCUUCGAAGUCUUGCGCUUCGCGCUGCGCGGGGGCGCGCGGCUGCCUCCGCUCACCGGCGCCGCCCUGCCCGGACGGCGGGGUGCGAAGCAAUCUUACCUUCGCGAAGCUGCGCAAGAUCAGGCAGGGCUCACACUGAGGAGGAGGAGGAGGAGGAGGAGGAGGAGGAGGAGGAGGAGGAGGAGGAGGACGAGGAGCCGCACUCAGGUCAUGAACAUGCGCGCGUCCAGGAGGCCGUGGGCCGCGUGCGCGCAGUCCACGAGCGGGGCGCAGCCGGCCGCCCCGUCCAGGGGCGCCUCCAGCAGCGCCUCCACCUGCGGGGGGGGGGGGGGCAGCACGCGCCCGCCUGA